This is a messenger RNA of Racocetra persica, 1120 nucleotides long. Lineage: Eukaryota; Fungi; Glomeromycota; Glomeromycetes; Diversisporales; Gigasporaceae. The record is from the annotation of a GenBank genome assembly.
UAACAGAGUGUUGUUGACGAAGACUGCAGAUAUGAUAAAAUGGUUCUUGGAGGAAGAUGGUACAGUAGCUAUAUUCGAUGCUACAAAUUCCACACGAGAAAGACGUAGUAUGAUAAUUAACUAUUGCAAGAAAUAUGAUGUUCAAGUUAUGUUUAUUGAAUCUAUUUGCCGAGACGAGAGUUUAAUUAUGCAGAAUAUUAUGGAUGUAAAAUUAUCAUCACCAGAUUAUAAAGAUAUGGAUCCAGAACAAGCAGCACAGGAUUUUCGAGCUAGAAUAUCACAUUACGAAGAAAUCUAUGAAACGGUAGAUGAAACGUCAAGUAGUGAAAGUGAUUACACAUUUAUCAAACUUAUAAAUGUUGGAAGUCAAUUUAUGAUUAAUAUGAUUCAAGGAUAUUUGCAAAGUCGAAUAGUAUAUUAUUUGAUGAACUUGCAUAUUUUGCCCAGAAGUAUUUUCUUUUGUAGGCACGGUGAAAGCGUAUAUAAUUUAGAGGGAAAAAUUGGAGGCGAUUCAAAAUUAUCGCCACGAGGUAGAAAAUAUGCAUUAGCACUUCCUGAACUUAUUAAAGCAAAUUUAGGAGAUCAGCCCUUGACAGUAUGGACGUCAACAUUACAACGUACAAUAGAAACGGCCAAACACUUACAGUAUCCAAAAUUACACUGGAAGGCAUUAGAAGAACUGGACGCGGGUGUUUGUGAUGGAAUGACAUAUGAAGAGAUUGAGGAUACUAUUGCAUUAGAAAAAUACCCAGAAGAUUAUAAUAAUCGAGAUGAAGACAAAUUCAAUUAUCGGUAUCGUGGCGGCGAGUCUUAUCGUGAUGUAGUCUAUCGUUUAGAACCAGUGAUAAUGGAACUUGAGAGGCAGCAAAAUAUCUUGAUAAUUGGUCAUCAGGCUGUUUUACGUUGUAUUUACGCAUAUUUUCAUAACCUGUCUCAAGAUGAUUUACCUUAUAUUAAGAUUCCACUACAUACGGUUAUCAAGUUAACACCUAAAGCAUAUGCUUGUCAUGAAGACAGAUAUAAAAUUGAUAUUGACGCGGAAGAAAAUGAUGUAAAGAAAAUGGCAGGAAGAAGGUGGCAAAAGAGUGGAAACAACGUAAACUAUUAUCUUGGUGAAUGA